Toxoplasma gondii ME49 is the source of this 2322-nucleotide messenger RNA. RefSeq names its product BIR protein. The transcript has 7 exons. The record is from RefSeq and is a predicted model, not a curated record. NCBI's taxonomy places the organism in Eukaryota, Apicomplexa, Conoidasida, Eucoccidiorida, Sarcocystidae. Bases 970 to 1785 code for a protein of 271 amino acids.
CCUGGACCACGCAAGAGCGGCUACGGAUCUCUCAGGUCAGCACGUAGUGUGCAAGCGACAGGUCCAUCGUUUCUUGUUUGUGAAACAAGCAAACUGCCAUUCCGGACUGGAGUCAGAAAUUUGGUUUUCUUGACGUACUCGAUCGGACUGUCCUGGGAGGGGCGUUAUCGAGGGCAUGCUUAAGCACGGAAGAACGCCUGCGGACGUGGCGACGGCUUGUGCCGCAGUUUCAGGGCACACCCCUGACUUUUCGGUUUUAAUGGACUUCUGGAUCCACGACACAGGUUCUGUCCCGUUCCUUCGACUUCUCUGCUGAUUAUUACUAAAGGUGUGUCACGAGGCGGUAGAGGCCUCCGCUGCUGUGGUGGACGGGUAAAACCCAGGUCGAUUUUGCGCAAACCGUGCAUAAGCAGCCGCGCGUGCCGCUGCAGAGAAACUUCGCUCCCUUGGCAGACAUCUUCCCUUUUCCUAGGAUUUCUCUGUCCAGAGACCUCUCUUCCUCGUAGGUGUUAUCUUGCGGUUGAUCUCGGUCGAUUUUCCCUUGAACGCUGUUGCAUGCGGUGUUGUCGACAAGGCACUUAUAGGAGGAGAAAGGAGAGGAAAGCGACGAGUUCCGCGCUGGGGCAUUUCUUCUGUCGCAUCUUUGUUGGUCGCUUUCCUGCAUCCGAUGCAGACGUUUACUGCGUGACUUCUUCCCCUUUUCCCUGCCUCUACUCACUGCCACCCUCACGCACACAGCCAUCUGGAGACUGUCUACUUGUGUCUUCCGCCCUCAAUGCUCCCUUUCUUUUAGGUUCCGUCGCUCUCGAGCGGGAUCCCCAACAGCCGUGUUUUCUGCAACAAACAGAGUGUGGUCGGACAAGGAAGAUGGCCUGUGGUGGAUGCGCACUUAGGGGACAAGCCUCCCGGUCCCCUUCGUGGUUUUCGUUUUCCGCUGCUCUCUUUUAACAGAGUUAACAGAGUCAUAACAUGGCACCGCACGUCGUUCGUCGCGGUGUCUCCACCGCGGCAUUCUCGUCGUUUCCUCAGCCGCUGCCUGGAAGUCACCCACCUCCGUUCUGUCGUUUUUGUUUACUUGGUUCGCCACUUCUUUUCUUCCCUUCGCUCUCGUCUCGGUCCUUCACUUCAGGGGCUCUGCAACGCGCCGUUCGAGAGAUCCCCUGGAAGAGCCGACAGGAUAUCUUGCGCGAGCGCGAGAGGCCGGUGUAUGCAGCAGAAUGCCGAGGAACUCCCCGGAGAGAAUACUCAAAGAAUGUCAUCGACGGGGUUCGCGUCAAACCCACAUUCAACCCAUUCGUGAAGCUGAAUAAGGCGAAACGCUACGUCCUUGACAACUGGCCUUCCAGAAACUGGGACGACUGGUCUCCGUAUCGAUGCUACGUGCGGGGAAGCCGACGACGGUACAACAUUCCGCAGGACCUCCUGCCCUACAAAGACGAACUCGGCGAGUGGCACCCGCCCCGACUCUCGGCGCGAUACCAGGCAGACGUGAAGAAGCAAUACCUCAUGAACAAUCUCCCUUGGGUUUGGCAAAAGGAUUUUUAUGAAGGAAAAAUGCACUUCGGCGACAGAGAGCCUCUGGGACCGAAGGUUUGGUACCGCAAGGCUUUCAGAGAGGAAAGGGUGAAAGAGGCAAUGAGGAAGAUGGACGAUCUCGUUCUCGACUACCGGCAAGAGAACCGGGAUCGACGGAGGUACAAUUGGUUCGAGAAGGUCGUCCACGAUUUCGCAGGCGAAGAAAUUGCAACUCAGUUCAUCCGAAAGAGAAAGGAACCGAAACUGUAGACGAUAUGUCUUACGUUUUCUUUACCCUCUACAAAGUAUGUCUCUUUUCUUCUUUCACUCCUCCGCGUUUCUCUUCGCACCUUCGUUUCCCUCGGUUUCCGGUACGCUCGUCGCCUGCUCUUCCGAGCUGCACAAAGAAAUGGACGCGACUACAGCUCUCUCAGCGAGCCUAUGUUUUUUGUCUAGGCACACAUGCACAAUUCUGUAUGAUCAGUCUAUCUGCCAGCCUCUCUCCCUGUGUACCUUGCUCCUUUUGUUUUGGAAUACGACUACUUUGAACUAUGCGCCUGCGUAGUACAACCAUGUGUACGUCUCCUUGCUCUCCCAUAGUGAGUGCACCUGAACUGAACGAAAGCGCUUGUCUUCUUCGUUUCCCGUCUGUUUCUGGUUUCCUCCGUUUACGGAAGGCAGUCAGAACAAAGACGCGAUUGAUCUGUCCGAUGGUUCACCCGAAAGAAAAACGGGGAAAAGGUACAACCGUGGAGACGUGCCUUUCAAGCGCCGGCUGCCUCGCGCAGCGCACGUUCGCGAGAACGC